Molecule: messenger RNA, 1087 nt
Organism: Impatiens glandulifera
Lineage: Eukaryota; Viridiplantae; Streptophyta; Magnoliopsida; Ericales; Balsaminaceae
Exons: 5
Coding region: 130-864 (244 amino acids)
Biological process (GO): snRNA export from nucleus
Source: RefSeq, a predicted model, not a curated record
ACCGAUUCUCAAGAACGUCGAUUGAUUCACACUUGCCGCGGGUGUUCUAGAAUCUGUACCGCGUCUGGCUUCGUUUUUGAUUGGUGAACUUAUAUAUUAGGUCGUCUUCAAUUUAGUAGACCUAGCUCGAUGGAACAAUCUGACAAUGUGUUGAAUACCAUACUUGAAGAAGAUAAUUUCGAGGAGGAUGAUGAUGUUGAGAUGCUAGACGUAGAGGAAGGAGAAUUGAUAGAGACAGAUACUUAUAAUAGAUCAGAUUUGCUACAUAAUAAUGUUGAUUUAGAUUUGAAUACAACAGAUCAAAAUUCUGGGAUUAAGACCAGUAAGAAUAAGAGAAAGAAGAAGAAGAAGAAUAAGAGAAAGAGAUGCAAUUCAACUGGUGAUGUCACAGAUGUCAACAGGUUUGUUUUAGAUAUCUGUAAGAGGUUGAAGGAGAAGAAAUCGUACCUGAUGUAUAAUGCUGUUGGCGUCCUCGGUGCUUCUGCCUUGGAUGAUCUUGUUAAAGAGGUGGAUGCAAUUCAAGCUUGUGGAGGUCAAAAGACUGCAGAUGGCAAACGAUUUAGGUUUGGUGGUGGUAUACUAUGGAACAUCUUGAAAGUACGUGAUCCAAAUGCCUACAAAGAGAUAAUGAGAAGGGGAAAGGAAUUCGAGAAACAAUUUAGGCAACAAACAGAUCAGAUGACAUUGUCUUCCUCAGAUCAUUCAAUAGAGCAAGCUAAUAAUGAUCAGAGUCAAAUCAAGCCUCCGCUUGUGGAAGCGAAAAAACGUGUUUCUGCACUUGAUAGGUUGAGGGUGCCUGUCUCGUACAAUGAUCUACCAGGAGAAGAGGAUCAGAAAGACGAGAAAACACCUGAUCUGGGUUAAAAUUAUAUGUUACCUCAACUUGAUAUUUUGACAAUUCAUGCUCGUGUGGGUGGAUUGUUUGAAAAUCACUCGGCAUUCUUUUCUCGUAUACUUGAAUUUUGAGUUAUUGAAAAAGGCUGCGAAAACAUUCAAACUUCUUCUACCCAUUCUUACAAAAAGAGGGUGGGAAAGAAAUUUUGUUUGAUGAUGGUAUAAUAGAUGAUUGACAUAGAUUUAAACUUCC